Spathaspora passalidarum NRRL Y-27907 is the source of this 2112-nucleotide messenger RNA. RefSeq names its product DNA-directed DNA polymerase eta (gene RAD32). Gene Ontology annotation, molecular function: DNA-directed DNA polymerase activity; damaged DNA binding. Gene Ontology annotation, biological process: error-prone translesion synthesis; response to radiation. Lineage: Eukaryota; Fungi; Ascomycota; Pichiomycetes; Serinales; Debaryomycetaceae. The transcript has a single exon. The record is from RefSeq and is a predicted model, not a curated record. Gene Ontology annotation, cellular component: replication fork; nucleus; site of double-strand break. The coding region runs from base 1 to 2112 and encodes 703 amino acids.
AUGUCCGUGAAACCAACAAAAGACGCGUCACCUCCAGAAUCCGAUCUUUUAACAGCACCCAAACCAUCACAAUUCACGUAUCAAGAUUUCUGGGAUUUGAAUGACCCGGCAAAGGCAUAUCUCCUGCCGCUUUCUACCAUUGGAUUAGUGGAUCAAAAUGCAUUUUUUGCCCAAGUGGAGCAGAUACGUUUAGGUUUGUCCGACCAAGAUCCUGUCGUAUGUGCUCAAUGGCAAUCAUUGAUCGCGGUAAGUUACGCGGCUCGUAAAUUCGGAAUUGGGAGAAUGGACAGUAUUAAAUCUGCAAAAGAAAAAUGUCCCAAAUUGAUAGUAGCUCAUGCUGCUGUGUACAAGCGAGGAGAAUCUCAUUGGUCCUAUAUAGAUGGCCUUCCAGAUGCUGCAAAUCACAAGGUUUCUCUUGAUACAUACCGUCGAGAAAGCAGAAAAAUCGUGCGUUUGAUUCAGCAACGGUUUGAUUUAGUUGAAAAGGCCAGUGUGGAUGAGAGUUAUAUUGAUUUUGGAAGGAAAAUAUAUGAGAAAAUGUUGAAGCUAUUCCCCGAAUUAUCCAGGCAACCUGGCGACCCCAGCGAAUAUCUUCCAACAAUACCAGACAAGCUACCGAUAGAAAUACAGUGGGAAGGAGUGGUUAUACCGAGCGAUUCAGAAAUACAAAGAGAUGAUAACGCACAAGAGCAAAUAGGUAAACCUAAAAUCGAAGAUUGGGAUGACAUAUGUCUAAUUGUUGCCUCGAAAGAAAUGUUGAACCUACGCAAGGUAAUUCAUGACGAGCUAGGAUAUACAACAUCUGCGGGACUAGCCCGAAAUAAAUUAAUGGCAAAAUUAGCUGGUGGGUUUAAGAAACCAGAUAAUCAAACAAUAAUCCGAAACUGUGCUCUUAAUAGAUUCCUUACCAAUUUUGAAUUGACUGAUAUUACAGGAAUGGGAGGUAAGUUGGGUGAAAAUUUGAUGUACCGCUUGGAGGUUCCAGCAGAUAAGAACUCAAUUACAUACAUUAGAGAUAAUUAUACUCUUGAAAUGCUACAAGAAGAGAUUAAAGAAGAUCCAGAAUUGGCCUUGAAAAUUUACCAGAUUGUUCGAGGAUUGCGAUCCACGGAGUUAACAAGUUGGAUAGAAUUAAAAUCAAUGACGUCUACGAAAAACUACCUCCCACAGAAGCCAUUGCAAAAUUUAGGAGAGGCGUAUGGUUGGCUUAAGGUGUUUGCAGGGGAUUUAUAUAAUAGAUUGAUAGACCUAGACUAUGAGAACCUAGACUUGCUGAAAUCAAAGUUGUCCAAGAAGGAAAAAGGAAUCAUCAAGAGACCAAAAACUCUUACAAUUGGAAUUCACUCUACCACAGGUAUAAGACAGACAAUGCAAAUGUCGAUUCCAUGCUUCAGGGAUCUUGACCGAUUAAAGGAAAUCAUAGAGGAUGGUGGAUAUAGUCUAUUGAGAGGUUUUUUGGAAUCCGCAACAAACAUAAGUGCCAUGAAUGGUCAGAUCACAAUGAAAGCACUUUAUGAAGGAGAUCCUUAUAAAGUUAAAAUCCUUCCAUUGAGAAACAUGUCAUUAUCGGUUUCCAACUUUACAACACUAAGUGAAAAUGCCCUAAUAGAAUCAUAUGCCACCAAGAACAAUACCAAUACCGCUUCCAGUGAACUAAAACAAAUCAAUGAAUCCAUUAGAUCAAAGAGAGAAUCGACACCACCAGAAGUUACUGCUAAAAACUUAUCCAAAUCGGAUAAGGAGCAUAUUUCCAAAAUGUUUGAAGCUUUCCAGGUAGAACAGUCUGUAUCAUUACACGAACGAGAACGAGAACUGACCGCAAAGCCCAAGGUUAAUCCUGAUAAUAUUUAUAAACUAUUUAAUGACUUUCAUGAACUGACUCAAAAUGCACGGCUCCCAGAUACUGCCAUAAAAAAUAACCAGAAGAGGAAGCAUAACAGCAUUGAUAUCCUACGUAAACUACAGAAGAAGCCCAAACGAAGCUUGCUUGAAGAGUUAAUCGAGUCAAAAUUUUGUCCCAAAUGUAAGAUAGCAGUUGACGAUGCUUUGGAUCAUAAUGACUUUCACAUAGCAAUGGAGCUUUCAGAAAAGCUUAAUGGUAGCAGCAAUUAA